Ziziphus jujuba (common jujube) is the source of this 1771-nucleotide messenger RNA. Its product is annotated as cytochrome P450 CYP749A22-like. The record is from RefSeq and is a predicted model, not a curated record. Lineage: Eukaryota; Viridiplantae; Streptophyta; Magnoliopsida; Rosales; Rhamnaceae. Gene Ontology annotation, molecular function: iron ion binding; heme binding; monooxygenase activity. The transcript has 5 exons. The coding region runs from base 78 to 1631 and encodes 517 amino acids.
UUCAUUAAUAAAAGCAAAUUUCUAAUUUGAGAUAUAGUCGACGGAAAGGGUAUGGAACAGCUUUGCUAGCAAGAAAAAUGAGUGCCUUUUCAGACCCUGUAAUAAUUUCCUCAAGCUUUCUUGCCCUUUCUAUUGUACUAAUUCUUAUCAAGAUUUUUCAUAUAUUAUGGUGGGUUCCUAGUCGCAUACAGUAUUUGUUAGGUUCACAAGGGAUCAAAGGCCCUUCUUACAGAUUUAUUUAUGGAAACACAAAAGAAAUUAUGGGCAUGAAAAAGGAAGCCAUGGCCACACAUAUGAGUUUAUCAUCGCACGCUGUACUCUCCAAAGUGCUGCCUCAUAUGGACUCAUGGAUCAACAUAUAUGGAAGAAAUCAUAUCCAAUGGUAUGGAUCUCGAGCGCAAUUAAUUGUGGCGGAACCAGAGUUGAUCAAAGAGAUACUUAAUAAUAGAGACAGAAUGUAUCCAAAAAUUGAGAUGCCAGCUUUUAUCAAGAAAAUGUUAGGAGAUGGUCUUGUGAGCACUGAAAGUGGAAAAUGGUUGAAAUUGCGAAAACUGGCCGAUUACGCCUUUCAUGGAGAGAGCUUAAAAAGUAUGGUUCCUGAAAUGAUCUCCAGUGCUGAACUGAUGCUAGAAAGGUGGAAACUAUAUGAAGGCAAAGAGAUUAAGGUCUACGAAGAAUUUAGAAUAUUGACUUCAGAAAUGAUUUCUAGAACAGCAUUUGGUAGCAGUUACCUGAAAGGAAAGGACAUUUUUGAUAUGUUAACGAGGUUGGUUUCAUUAGCUUCAAAAAAUGCUUACAAAUUUCUGUUCCCGGGCAUCAGCAAGUUUUACAGAACCAGUGAUGUGAUUGAAUCGGACAUGCUUGUGAAAAAAAUACGCAAAUGCAUAAUUGAAAUAAUCAAGGAAAGAGAAUACAAGGUAAAAAGUGGAGAAGAAGACAAUUUUGGGAGCGAUUUUUUUGGAUUACUUUUGAAGGCUCAUCAUGAUACCAACUAUAACCAGAGAAUUUCAGUGGACGAUUUGGUUGAUGAGUGCAAAACAUUUUACCUUGCUGGACAAGAUACCACUAACACAUUAUUAGCCUGGACAAUGUUUCUUCUAGCAACACAUACAGAUUGGCAAGAGAAAGCAAGAGCAGAGGUGCUCAACCUAUUUGGCCGGAGUGGAAAUCCAAAUCCAGAUGGUAUCUCAAAAUUAAAAAUAAUGGGCAUGAUCAUCAAUGAAUCUCUAAGAUUAUACCCUCCAGUGGUUGCCAAUGGAAGAAAAGUUGCAAAGGAAGUUAGAUUAGGAAAGUUCAUACUUCCCUCUAAUUUGAAUUUGAUCGUCUCAACUUUAGCAAUUCAUCAUGACCCUCAAAUAUGGGGGAAAGAUGUUCAUCAGUUUAAACCAGAGAGGUUCUCAGGGGGAGUUGCUGAGGCUACUAAGAACAACCUGGCUACAUUUCUUCCCUUUGGAAUGGGACCGCGAAAUUGUGUGGGAAACAACUUUGCUAUCACUGAAGCAAAGAUCACUCUUUCCAUGAUUCUUCAGCGCUACAGCUUCACUCUUUCUCCAGCUUAUGUCCAUUUGCCCAUUUAUUCUCUUACAAUUCGUCCAAAACAUGGAAUUCAAGUAAUACUUCAUCCACUGUAAUUAUAGGGUAGCAAAGUUCAAUUUUCAUAUUACUUGCAUUUGGUGGCUGUUGCGCUUAGCUGUGUUUGCUUAGUUCUGAAAAUUGAAAGACUGGAUCUUUAAUAUUACUCUGCUUAUCAAUUAGCUAAUCCAUUUUUUUU